AUGCCGUCGCCACCACGACCCGACGUCGACAUCGAGGGCUCCGACGCGGAACUAGAACGGACCAUGUGCACGCCGGUCCAGCGCCACGCGCCGGCGCGCGACGCGCCCUGGUCGGCGCCGGGCGCGGUGUUCAGGCCCAUCUGCGCGAGCCCGCUCACGCCGCCCAACGCGACGUCGGAGAUCAACCGCCACGCGGCGCGCCACGCGGUCGAGUGCUAUGUGGUUUAUGGCGCGAAGCUCGCGGCGCGGCGCGGCGGCAAAGGCCCUUUUUCGCCCGGCGCCGCGGCCGUCGCCGCGGCGCGCGCGAAGUGCCGCCUGCUCUGCCGCGAGGCCGGGACGCGCCGCGCGUUACGACGGCAGCUCGUCAAGGCCGUCGACGCGCGGCGCGGCAAGGAGUCGCGCGCCAAUGGGCUUCUGAGGGAGCUCCUCUCAGAAUUACGGGAGCUGGACGGCAUCGGCUCGCCGGAGCCGUGCACGCCGUUCUCGCCGAAGCGGAUGAACUUGCGGGGCGCCGUGCGCGUGCCCCUGCCGCCUUCCGAAAUUGAUCGAGUUGGCGCCGAAUUGAGUGAGAUGCGAGGCGGGCUGUCGCGGCGGGACGUCGGGAUCGCGGUCGUCGUCGCCGGGCUCGGGGCAUUGACGCUCGCGGCGACGACAGUUUUCGGCGCAUAA
Molecule: messenger RNA, 669 nt
Organism: Pelagomonas calceolata
Lineage: Eukaryota; Pelagophyceae; Pelagomonadales; Pelagomonadaceae
Source: the annotation of a GenBank genome assembly